AUGUCGGUCCGACGCGACUUCCUCAGCCAACCGGCGCCCGAAAACUACGUCGCCGGUCUGGGACGUGGCGCUACCGGCUUCACGACCCGAUCCGACCUUGGUCCUGCGCGCGACAACGAGGAGGCCAUCAAGGCCGCCGUCGCCAAGCGUCAAGCCCAGUUGGGGCUCAUAAAGGAUGGGAAGAACGAUCUUGAUCUGGAUGAUGAGGAUGAUGGACGGUAUGGGGACCCGGAUAAUGAGGUGGGACUGUUUGCUGGUGGGAUAUACGAGAAGGAUGAUGAGGAGGCAGAUCGGAUUUGGAAGGAGGUGGAUGAUCGGAUGGCGAGGAGACGACAGAAGUGGCGCGAAGCAAGGGAGAAGGCGGAGCGGGAGGAGUAUGAGAGGAAGUUCCCUAAGAUUCAGCAGCAGUUUGCUGGGCUGAAGAGGGCGCUAGAGGCAGUUACCGAGGAGGAGUGGGCGAAUUUGCCCGAUCCGAAGGACUUGACGGGACGAACGAAGAGAGCAAGGCAGGCGAGGAUGCAGCGGUUUUAUGCCGUGCCGGAUAGCGUGCUUGCUGCGGCGAGGGAUCAAGGGCAGUUUGGCACUACAGUGGUCGAAGAUGGCACGGCAACUGAAGUCAACAAGGAUGGGACAGUCACAGAUUUCGCGAAGAUUGGCGCGGCCAGAGACAAAGUGCUGCGCGCGAGGCUGGAACAGCAGAGCCAAAGCAGCGGGAUUGCGACGGCCGGCAGCGCAACGAGUAUCGAUCCAAAGGGAUACCUUACCUCAUUGGCGAACGCCAGUGUUGGUGAGCAGAGCAUCGGCGAUAUCGAACAGUUCCGAAAGAUGCUCAAGUCAGCAGUAGACUCGAACCCGAAGCAAGCGGCAAGCUGGAUCGCGGCGGCACGUUUAGAAAUUGCGGCUGGGAAGCCUGGUGCGGCGCGCGCGCUUAUUGCAAAGGGCUGCCAACACUGCCCCAAGAGCGAGGAUAUCUGGCUGGAGAACAUCCACAUCAAUGACAACCGUAACGCUAAGGUCAUUGCUGCGCAGGCGAUCCAGGCUAACCCACACUCGGUCAAGCUGUGGGUUGAGGCGAUGAAGCUCGAGAACGAUGUGCGCUCGAAGAAAAAGGUCAUUCGUCGUGCGCUGGAUCAUAAUCCUACAUCAGAAGCCCUGUGGAAGGAGGCAGUUAAUCUCGAAGAGGACCCGGCCGACGCCAGGAUGCUGCUCGCCAAAGCAACAGAACUCAUCCCUGAGUCGCUCGAUCUCUGGCUGGCGCUUGCUCGCCUCGAGACACCCGAUAACGCGCGCAAGGUGCUCAAUAAGGCUGUCAAGAAGCUACCCAGCUCGCAUGAGCUUUGGAUUGCGGCCGCAAGACUGGAGGAGCAACUUGGCGAGGGCACCAAGAGGCCAGUGAUGAAGAAUGCCGUGAAGUUCCUGGCCAAGCAGAACGCCAUGCCCAAGCGGGAAGAGUGGAUUGCUGAGGCGGAGAAGUGCGAAGAAGAGGGCGCUGUGGUUACUUGCGCAAGCAUCAUCGAAGAAACGCUCGGCUGGGGUCUCGACGAGGACGACGACCGCAAAGAAAUCUGGAUGGAAGAUGCCAAGGGCUGCAUCUCCCGCGAAAGGUUCCACACAGCGCGCGCAAUUUAUGCCUACGCUUUACGUGUCUUCCCCAACUCACGAUCCCUCUACCUCGCUGCUGUCGAGCUCGAGCGCGAACACGGCACGAAAGAGGACCUCGAGCGCGCGCUGGAAAAGGCCGUCGAAGCCUGCCCGCAUGUUGAGGCCUUCUGGCUUAUGCUUGCCAAGGAGAAGUCCGGCGAGAUUAAUGAAGCCCGAAAGGUUCUUGCCCGCGCGUUCAAGCAGAAUCCCGAUAACGAGGACAUCUGGCUGGCCGCUGUUAAGCUCGAGGCUGAUAACGGGCAUGUGGACCAGGCGAGGGAGUUGCUGCGCACAGCCAGGCAGAACGCCCCGACGGAUCGCGUCUGGAUGCGCAGCGUCGCGUUCGAACGACAGCAAGGCAAUCCGCAGGCGGCGUUGGAGCUGGUACAGGAUGCCUUGCGGUUGUUCCCGAACGCACCCAAGCUGUGGAUGAUGAAGGGGCAGAUCUACGAAGACCUGGGCAAGAUCGAGCUGGCGCGGGAUGCCUACUCUGGCGGUGUGCGUGCCGUCCCGUCGAGCGUCCCGCUCUGGUUGCUCUACUCUCGUCUUGAAGAGCGCGCAGGUAAUGUCGUCAAGGCACGCAGUGUUCUCGAUCGUGCCAGGACAGCCGUGCCGAAGAACCCUGAGCUGUGGACGGAGCUUAUCAGAGUUGAGCGGAGAGCGGGCAAUCUGUCCCAGGCGCGGGCGCUCAUGGCGCAAGCUUUGCAGCAAAUGCCGCGCAGCGGCUUGCUGUGGGCUGAGAGGAUUCUGUACCUUGAGCCCCGUACCCAGCGCAAGGCGCUCAUCACCGAAGCGAUCAAGAAGGUCGAGGACGACCCCAUCCUGCAAGUCACCGCCGCUCGCAUCUUGUGGGCCGAACGUAAGCUUGACAGGGCGCAGAACUGGUUUGAGCGGGCGCUCUUACUAGACAGGGACUUGGGUGAUACAUGGGCGUGGUAUUACCGGUUCCUGUGCCAGCAUGGCACGGAGGAGAAGAGGAAGGAGUUGAUUGCGAAGUGUGUGCUGAAUGAUCCUAGACAUGGAGAGGUUUGGCAGAGGGUGGCUAAGGAUCCGAGGAAUGCGGGCAAGAAGACGGAGGAAGUGUUGGAGUUGGUUGCGCAGCAGUUGGGGCAGGCUGUGUAA
Messenger RNA from Thermochaetoides thermophila DSM 1495, 2763 nucleotides. RefSeq names its product pre-mRNA splicing factor prp1-like protein. NCBI's taxonomy places the organism in Eukaryota, Fungi, Ascomycota, Sordariomycetes, Sordariales, Chaetomiaceae. Gene Ontology annotation, molecular function: protein binding. The record is from RefSeq and is a predicted model, not a curated record. Gene Ontology annotation, biological process: mRNA splicing, via spliceosome; spliceosomal tri-snRNP complex assembly. The transcript has a single exon. Bases 1 to 2763 code for a protein of 920 amino acids. Gene Ontology annotation, cellular component: U4/U6 x U5 tri-snRNP complex; catalytic step 2 spliceosome.